AUGAAAGCUUUGGGUCCCAACACUUUUGGACUCAUGAAGCAAUCGAGAAAGUCUGCCAAAGUUGCUUAUCAAGGAUCAAAGGAGUUAGUUAAAUUUGGAAAGUUUCCUAAGAUUGAAGACACUCCUCCUGUUAGCUCACUAAAUGAUGAGGUUGGUGAUGAACAUGUAGCGCCCAAACCAAAGUUUCAAUUCGCCUUUGAAGAGAUUGAAUUGUAUGAUGAUGAAGAAGAUCAAGAGGAUCAAGAAAAGGAAUUGACAGAUAAUGAGGAUCAAGAAAAGGAAUUGUCGAUGAACUAG
This is a messenger RNA of Lactuca saligna, 297 nucleotides long. The record is from the annotation of a GenBank genome assembly. Lineage: Eukaryota; Viridiplantae; Streptophyta; Magnoliopsida; Asterales; Asteraceae.